This is a messenger RNA of Diospyros lotus (date-plum), 635 nucleotides long. Its product is annotated as histone H2B.3-like. Gene Ontology annotation, cellular component: nucleosome. The record is from RefSeq and is a predicted model, not a curated record. Gene Ontology annotation, biological process: nucleosome assembly. Gene Ontology annotation, molecular function: protein heterodimerization activity; DNA binding; structural constituent of chromatin. The transcript has a single exon. Lineage: Eukaryota; Viridiplantae; Streptophyta; Magnoliopsida; Ericales; Ebenaceae. Bases 79 to 498 code for a protein of 139 amino acids.
GCCAAAGCAUCGUUCUCGUUGCUCGAUUAAGCUCUCGUGUUGUUUCAGCGAAGUACAGUUAUCUCCACUCCAUCUGCAAUGGCAAAGGCUGAUAAGAAGCCCGCUGAGAAGAAGCCGGCGGCGGAGAAGGCUCCGGCGGAGAAAAAGCCAAAGGCUGAGAAGAAGCUCCCGAAGGAUGGAUCGUCCGCUGGGGACAAGAAGAAGAAGAGAACGAAGAAGAGCGUCGAGACCUACAAGAUCUACAUCUUUAAGGUCCUGAAGCAGGUGCAUCCGGAUAUUGGAGUCUCCAGCAAGGCUAUGGGGAUCAUGAACAGCUUUAUCAACGAUAUCUUCGAGAAGCUCGCGCAGGAGGCCUCGAGGCUCGCUCGCUACAACAAGAAGCCGACCAUUACCUCGCGCGAGAUCCAGACUGCUGUCCGGCUUGUCCUGCCCGGUGAAUUGGCCAAGCACGCCGUGUCUGAAGGUACCAAGGCCGUCACCAAGUUCACUAGCUCUUGAACAGUUAGAUAGGGUUUUGUUUUGUGCUGAAUUGUUGGAUCUAUUGGAUGUAAAGGUUUGGCCGCUUUACAAAUACAAAGCUCUGUAGUGUAAGUCCAUUUCCAGUAAUUAAAGAAACUCUGGUUUUGCUUUCGGUA